Molecule: messenger RNA, 1697 nt
Organism: Trichechus manatus latirostris (Florida manatee)
Lineage: Eukaryota; Metazoa; Chordata; Mammalia; Sirenia; Trichechidae
Product: olfactory receptor 10AG1-like
Exons: 1
Coding region: 756-1697 (313 amino acids)
Biological process (GO): detection of chemical stimulus involved in sensory perception of smell; G protein-coupled receptor signaling pathway
Cellular component (GO): plasma membrane
Molecular function (GO): olfactory receptor activity; G protein-coupled receptor activity
Source: RefSeq, a predicted model, not a curated record
UAUAACAUAACAGCCAAUAUCUUUCCAUAUCCUGUCCCACGUACAUAAACACAGGUAACAAAUACCCUCCUUGCUACCACUGUUUUUCCAGGGUGCCUACAUUUACUCUUUGUAUCUGAAUCAAUGUACCCAGGCUAAUUUCCCUGAAUAAAAUCCUCUUAUCUUAUCCACUUAAUAUCCUACUAAAAGAUACUUGUUUUAUUCCUCUAUGCAAAAUGAAAUAUUCUCUCAAUUUUCUUUUAAAUUACAUCAUAUGAAUUGUGGAAUAGGAACCUAUGUGCUUAAAAUCAUCAAAUAUGAGAGAAUGAAGCAUUAAAAUAGGCAGUUGAAAUAGUACAUUAGAAGAAAGUUCAUGACAUAGUGUUUAAGAAGUUGACUGAUAAAAUGCACAGAGAAAUACAAUAGGAUUGUCAAGAUGUGUAAUUAAUUUAAAAUGAGAUUAGAUGGCAAAGCUCAAGGUCAUCUCCAGCACUUGCCAAUUGCACCAGUGCUUCUGCAGAGUCAGGUAUAGCUUGAUUUAUUCUGGGCUGUGCUGUGAAACUACACUGAAAUGAUCUUAAAAUAAAUUGGAAGGGACUGUUUACCAUGACUUAACAGGAGGGCAUGAGACAUACGUACAUAGUUUCAUUCUUAAAGUUCAAACAAUUACGUUGAUCAUAAAAUCCAAUCCAGACUCCUCAAUACAAUUUAGAGAAGAGGCAAAGAGAUACAGAAAGGUAAAAGGAAAUGAACAUGUAAGUUUAUCUUUUCCACAGAUGCAGCAUCAAGAAAAACCACCAGAAGAUAAUCUAACUGAACUGAUGGAGUUUGUUCUCUUGGGCUUUGCUGACAUGCCCCAUCUCCAGUGGUUUAUUUUUCGAUUAUUUCUAAUCAUCUAUAUCAUUAUCCUGAUGAGCAAUGGCACCAUAUUUCUAAUAACAAAAAUGGAUCCUUCUCUCCAGAGCCCUAUGUAUUUUUUCCUGGCAAAUUUUUCCUUCUUGGAAAUCUGCUAUGUAUCAGUUACUCUCCCCAAAAUGCUGCUGAAUCUUGGGACCCAGAGAAGAAGAAUUUCCUUAGUUUCCUGUGCUACACAGAUGUGCUUUGCCCUUAUGUUUGGAGGCACAGAGUGUUUGCUCCUGGCUGUGAUGGCCUAUGACCGCUACGUGGCCAUUUGUAACCCUCUGCAGUAUCCGCUAGUUAUGAACCACAGGGUCUGUAUGCAGUUGGUGACUGUGUCCUGGACUAUUGGAAUCCCAGUUCUGAUAGAGCUUACAUAUCAGAUUUUCUCUCUGCCUUUUUGUGGAUCUAACCAAAUUAACCACUUCUUCUGUGACAUUCUCCCAAUACUCAGGCUGGCUUGUGGAGACACCUUUAUAAAUGAAAUGUUGGUCUACAUACUUGUUGUGUUAUUUGGCAUGAUUCCAUUUCUGUUGAUACUUGGCUCCUAUAGUAAAAUCAUCUCCAUCGUCCUGAAGUUGCCAUCAGCCACAAGUAGAGCCAAAGCCUUCUCCACCUGCUCAUCUCAUCUGAUGGUUGUGGUGUUAUUCUUUGGAUCAGGCAUUAUUACAAACUUAAGACCCAACACCAGACAUUCAGAAGGAACAGAAAAAGUGCUUUCUAUUGUCUACACUAUCCUAAUUCCUAUGUUUAAUCCCAUGAUAUAUAGUCUAAGGAACAAGGAUGUCAUAAUGGCUCUGAGAAAAUUGCUGUGUAAAUAA